Letharia lupina is the source of this 858-nucleotide messenger RNA. RefSeq lists its product as uncharacterized. The coding region runs from base 1 to 858 and encodes 285 amino acids. The transcript has 2 exons. Lineage: Eukaryota; Fungi; Ascomycota; Lecanoromycetes; Lecanorales; Parmeliaceae. The record is from RefSeq and is a predicted model, not a curated record.
AUGAUGAAUCCACUUUCUUGCAACAUCCUCGACGAGAAUUUCAUCCAGGCUAGGAAAGAAUCAGCCACAAUACCUACAUCAACCUUCCCCUUCCUAUCCCUACCACAAGAGCUUCGAGACCGAGUCUACGAUUCACACCUCUCCGCAACAUACAACCACUGCCUACCUGAUUCCUCCAAGCUCUGGGUUUUCCCCUUCAUCAGAAAAACACCGCACUUUCAGGGUCUCCAAGAGCGCCAUUUCGGUGGCCUUGCAAUUCUUCUGGUGUCCAAAUCCGUUCAUGAAGAAGCCAAGCUCAUCUUGUACAAAUGCGGCACGUUCUUCUUCAAUGUUCCUCAAGCAAUCGCUGCUCUGCGACACAGUCUUCUCAGCACGGCCGAUCUUCAGAAUAUCAUCAUCGACCUUGACUUCGAUAUUAUAUUCUCAUCCCUACACAGCCAAGACGCAACAGAUCUUGUCAAGCAUUUCGCCCAGCAAAAUAGCACCCUUACUUGCAGAUCUUGUGAAGUCCAGUUUCGGUUUGUCUCCGAGACGGACUUCCUAUUGGGCGAGAUGGGAGAGGUAAAAGCGCUUAAAGAUGCAAUUGACUCAGUGAAGCGCGAGUCGGAAUCGCUUUCGAAUGAGAAAUCCCUAGCUUUUGCCCGAAAUGAGUACGUCAAGUUCAAUCGCUGCUGGCAUGUGGUUGAGAAUCUCGAUCUAGGAGCCGGGGAGGGAAAUACCACGGACAGGGACAGCGAGGAAUCGCUGCUCCUCGAAAAGGAAAUAAACAUAUUCCACCUUCCAGCGUUGAAAUUUCAAGCCUACGCCAUCGUCUCAGUCUUCGCCCCAGAUUGGACCGCAACUCACCAAACUUGUUGA